AUGCCUGCUGCGGAAUGUUGGAGCCCAGCGCAUCGGCCAGAAGCUCGUGGUAGUCCCUUCAAUGCAGAUGGGAAGGAGAAGGGCUUGGCAUGGUUCACCUCGCGGGCGGGACACCUCGUUCAGUGGCAGGACGUCUUGGAGGUCCUCCAAGACAUUCGCUGUGCGAGGCUGCAGGCAAGUACUGUCAGCUUCAAUGCCGUUGCCUGCGGGCUCAGCCGGACAAAGCAGUGGCAGUUGGCUCAAGAGGUCCUGUCUGCGCUGCGGGCUCUGGGGCUUCAACCGAGCGCAGCAUCCCUGGGAGCUGCCGUGGGCUCUUGCCAAGCAGCUGGAGGACUUUGGCGGCAGGCAAUCCGUCUACUGCACACUGCAAGGAAAGCCUGGUGCCUGCAGACACUCAGUGCCGCGAUUUGCUCAGCGAUUGCUGCACAUGGGCCCUCAAGCUGGCAAGCUGCUGAAGCUCUAAUCGGACAGCUCGUCCAAAGCGGCGGUAUCCUGAACAUCGCACACUUCAACGGCCAGCUAGACACUCUCAGUGGUGGGCUCUGGGCAAAUGCAUUGGACAAGGUCGGCAAGAGCAUCUCGAAGCCGGAUGUUGUAACUUUCAACACCAUGAUCCACGCGACCACGGCAGAUGUCUGGCAGCUCUCAUUCAGCUUUCUGCAGAAUAUGCGGCGUGCCAGGUUAGAGCGCACUGUGAAAAGUUACGGUGCUUUGGCUGCCGGCCUGGAGUCCCGCUGGGUGUUGGCCGUCCUGUUGCUUCGGAGCAUGCACCGCAGCAGCGUGGAGAUGAACGCCAUCGUCAAAGGUUCCGUGGCAGGAGCCCUUGCGGAAGAUGGUGCCUGGCACCAUGCUUCUUCGCUUUGCGGCGAUGCUGUCCAGCUGCACCGAAGGAUGGUCACGGCUGCGGUCCACAGUUGGCAAGGAUCACUUCAGUGGCUUGAUCUCCUGGAGUGCCGGUGCGUGCGACAAGACUUCAGCAUGUGGGCCGCAGCGACCACAUCAGUGAGCAGGUGGAACAAGUCCUUGUCGAUUUCAUUGGUCUGUGCGCAGCGUGGCAUGCGCUCCAACAUCGUGGCCAUCGGCACGUUGGCGAGGCCACUCCAGGAUGCGCAACACUGGCAGGAAGCCGGCCACCUGCUUCAGACCAGUAAGCAGCAUCACCUGGAGGCAAAUCUUGUCACGUUUGGCAUGCUGACAUCUGCCUGCAGCAGCUCGCAGUGUUGGCCAGCUUCCAUACAGGUCUUGGAAGCAGCAUGUUCUGCAGCUGUCCUACCUGAUACAGAUAUACACAACGUGGCAGCUCGUGGUGCGGCCAAGCAAGGAAAGUGGGAAAUCUCUGGCGAACUAAUCCGAGCUGUACGCCGACGGCGUUUGCAAGCAGACGGGCAAACUCCAGCAAGUGUUUGUUCAGGUGUCGCGAUGCAGCACCGUUGGCGGCAUUGCCUGCAGCUGGUCGCUGAAAUCACGCCCACGGACCUCGCGAGUGUGGCAGGGGCUUUUGCCCUGGUCCUUUGUGCAGAGGCAGCAAGAUGGCAGCUGGUUUUGGCCUGGCUAAGGGCUUCAUCACAGCCAUCUCAAGAAGCCCAUGCAGCAGCUCUUGCAGCGCUGGCAUCUACCGGCAAGGUCCUCGAAGCUCAUGGGCUCCUGGCCUCUUUGCGUGCUCAGAUGCUCCGCUUGGAGUCGUCCCAUCUUACGAAUGCCCUGGCAGUAGCCCGACAAGGCCAGCCUUGGGUGACCAGCCUCGAACUGUUGAGACUCGGGCAGCUGGCGGGACUUCACUUGCACCAGGCCGUUUGGCACGCAGGCGCUUGCUUGCUCACGGGUCGUCAAGUUUCCCAUCGAAGCGCAAUGCUGCAAGCACAGGGGUCGACGCAUGCGGCAGCUGGAGACAUGCCCUGCUUCUCCUGGCAUCUGCGCAGCCUCAGACUCAGACGCACAUCGCGAAAGCAGGGGGAGGAGCUCUGCCUGAGGUCUUGCCAUGUCGAGCCGGACGUGACUUCUCUGGCUGCAGCUACAAAUCGUCCGUUCACUCCACGCUGCGUCUACUUCAUCAGCUUCAGCGGAUGCAUCUUUGCCAACUGCGUGCAGACUCGAGAUGGCUACCGUAGGUCUUCGCAAGCCUUGCAGCUGAUGCGCACAGCCGUGGAGUGGAAGUCGUGGGAGGAGCUGCGGACCUUGACGAAAGCCUUCCAGCGAUACCUGGAGGAGAUUCGCGAGACUGACCUCCGAAGAAGGCGAGACAUUGAAGCGAACCUCUCUCGGGUGUGUGCGGCACGAGAUCAACUCGCUCACGUCACGGCGCACAAGACAGAAGCGACCGAGGAGGUGGCCCGGCUUUCUGCAGACAACGUGGAGCUACGACGACAACUGGAGUUUGAUGCGCGACAGUUCGUUGCUCUGCUCCAGAAGUGUAAAGAUCGAGAUCCUGGCAAAGAGCCCAUUGCAGAGACCGGCGAAUCGGACGAAGUUGGUUUUCAGAGAGAUGUCAAGUCUGAGAAAGAGGUGCCACUGGGUGCGACGCUUCCGGAUCCAGUGGGAAGCGACAGCUCAAGCAAUUCGAGACCUUUAUGUCGAAGGCCUGCCAGCGCGGCAGGUGUGGAGGCUGCAAGCGAGCACGAAGCGCUUUCCAUGCCACCUUCGAUUAGAUCUGGCAACUGUGGCACGGCCCAAUCUGCUUCCGGGCUGGAUGCAAGUCCAACAGCCAGCUUACAGACGCCGGAUGCAUCUCCAGCCACGGUCGUUGCCCCUGGCGAAGCUCUUCCGGCUGCAUCUCCUUGUUCACGGAGUCAAACGUCGGAACCUACGUCUCAGACAAAGAAUCAGAAGAAUCAGAGACUUCUUCGGGACUUGCCUUUAGAUGCCCUCGGCAUGCUGCAAAGCCUGGUUGCUGUGAAGCAGCAUCUGUCCGAGUCUUACAGUGCCUGUUGCAGCAGCAAGCCGCGCGAGGAGCCUGCCCUCUCCCCCAGCGAUGGGACGCCGGCACGGAAAGAUCCCACAAGCCCCGAGCAUGGCCAGGUGGCGGCCACGCUCACAGUGGUUACGAAGGCCGUCCAUUGGAGUUGCCCUCGUGCCGUGCAGCCGGAGGAGCCGAAUCUGGCCAAGGCCCAAGCAGCCGGCCCUGCGACGUGGCCUCGCCUCUCCGGCCCUCUGCGCUGGCAGCCGCCGAGGCCGCGCGUUGGGCACAGGUCAAGCAUGCUCAGCCUGCUGGGCACUCAAGAGCUGGGGGAUGGUUGGCAGAAGGCCCCGAUGAUGUGGGAACCAGUGGCAAGCGAGCACCGGCCUUAUGGCAGCAACCGUCAGCUACUGGACUUCGUGCUCGCGUGCAGCCUAGAACUGCUACCGAGAGCAUCGUGUCUCAGCCAGCAUGCCUUGGCUGAGGAUGUCCCCAGCUUCUCAAGUUACACCGGGUCAUCAGUGCCGAGGGCUGGCGGUGCUCGGAAGGUACGGAAGCAAUGGAACCACCUUGCAGACAUCGUCACCGAGACUCGACGCGUAACGCCCGGGCAGAUGCUUCUUACGCCGGCAGCCCAGCAGCUUUGUGAAAACCUGUGCUAUGCAAAUGUGGCCACGGUUCAACUUGUCAGAGAGCUGAACAAUGGCAACGUUCCGGCAGCUACUGCCUCUUCGGGACCGCCUAAGCCAUACAAAGGCUUGCCACAAAAAGAGGUGCAAAAGCUGAUCGUCGAAAGAGCAAAGCGUCGGCAUCUCAGUGCUUCUUCUGUCGAGCUCUCCCUUAAGUGGGCGCCGUCGCGAAGCUCCCAUGUCGCGGACUGUGGGCGAGGCCCCAGCCAGGUUGUUGGCUCCUUUUCGUUUCUGCUACGCUCACUGUUAGUCACCAUUACUGUUGGUGCUCUAACUUUUCUGAGUCUCACCCACUCUUCACUGCUCACUGUACUCACUGCGCUGAGCGACGGGACGGUCAUGGGUGAUGAUGCUGGAGGCUUGCUUGUGGAAGGACAAACAGCAAACGUCGGGAGCGAGCCGAGCGUGCAGGCGGCCUCUGGAGUCAGCUCGUUUGCGUGCACCGCGUCUGGCAUUCUCAUUGCGAUUGCUGUCGGUAAGCAUCUUUGUGAGCAUGGGGAGUGUCAAAGAGACGCCCUUUGGCAGUGCACCGAUUGCUCUGCGCUCUCAGAUGGCUCUUUGUUUGUGCUGCACUGGUCGCUUCAUGUUGACAGCGCCCCCUCCGGCUCCUCCAUCCUUUCCGUUGCCACCACCACCAGCACCAGGGCCCUGGCCACGUGCCCCAAUGGCGCGCAGAUUCUCUUUGCCAGCAACCUUCAGUCCCACAGUGGACGUGUCAUGCUGCCACCAGCUAAUGCUUCGUUCUUCGAACUACCGUAUGUGCACCAAGGAUAUGCAGCGUCGGCAUGGUUGUCGCAAACAAGGCACGAGGUGAUACGGUGGUCGCCCAUCGCGGUCUUGUCAGGCUUGAUUUUAUGGACCGGCAUGCAGGCCCUGAUGUAUGCAUCGCUCUCUACCUUGACAGUCAUCCGGAAUGCCAGCCCUCUAAUUCUUUUGGGAGCAGAGCGGCUGAUGUUCGGCGUCCCGAUCACGAAGGAUGCCAUCAUAUCCUUGACCACGAUCUUGAUAGGUGUCGUCAUCUACUGUUCAGAUGACAUCUCGACUAAGGAAGCCCUCGGGAUCUUUCUGGUGGUCGUAGACGCAGCCUUCGUGUGCUUGGAUCGUUUGGCGCAGCGCUACCUACUCCAGGAGAUGCCAGUGUCCCUCUCCUCUUCGGCCUUGGUCCUUGUGUCCAACGCUGUGGGCCUCCUUUUCUCCUUUGCGCUGCUUUUCUACCCCAUGCACACGGAGCUCCAUGAGGUCGAGUGGACUCCAGCAGGAAUUUCAUGGUCCAUCGCCUCUUGCAUUGGAGGUGCGGCCAUCGCCUACGCGGGCAUUGGUUUGUCGCGCAAUCUUAGCGCGACUGCUGCACUCGUGGUCACAAACAUAGACAAAGUGCUAGUACUUUGCUAUGGUGUAAUGAUGUUGGGGGAUCACUUUGACUCAACGAAGUUGUGCGGAUGCACCUUCGCCCUUGUCGGAGGUACUUGGCAUGCGUGGGGUCGACUACGCGCCGGAGAGGAGAAGAAGCAGGAAUUGAAGACGGGCCCCUUGAGCGAAGAGCUCUCUCCAGCCGGCGAAGAAAUGAAUAGCUUCUGCUGA
Symbiodinium sp. CCMP2456 is the source of this 5163-nucleotide messenger RNA. The record is from the annotation of a GenBank genome assembly. Lineage: Eukaryota; Dinophyceae; Suessiales; Symbiodiniaceae.